Aspergillus nidulans FGSC A4 is the source of this 1260-nucleotide messenger RNA. RefSeq names its product transcription initiation factor IIA large subunit. Gene Ontology annotation, biological process: transcription initiation at RNA polymerase II promoter. Gene Ontology annotation, cellular component: nucleus; nucleoplasm; transcription factor TFIIA complex. NCBI's taxonomy places the organism in Eukaryota, Fungi, Ascomycota, Eurotiomycetes, Eurotiales, Aspergillaceae. Bases 1 to 1260 code for a protein of 419 amino acids. The record is from RefSeq and is a predicted model, not a curated record. The transcript is spliced from 4 exons.
AUGUCGAACCAACUGGUGGGCAUCUCGCAGGGCACGGUAUUCGAGCGUGUCAUCCAAGAGGUGUGCGAUGCAUCGCAGGUGGAUUUCGAGGAAAGCGGCGUCGACCAGCAGACCCUUUCAGAUUUGAGGAAGAGCUGGCAGAAGAAACUCUCCUCUCUCGGCGUCGCCCAUUUCCCAUGGGAUCCUGCUCCCCCACAAGCACCAGCUCAAACCCAGAACCAACAGGUACUUCCGCCUACUGCGACGGUCCCUUCGAACGCUCCUCGCCCUCCUCAAGCCUCCGUGCAUCAGCAGCAACACCUUCCACCGCAACAGUCACAUACUCAGCACCCACAACUACAAAAUCCGCAACAUGUUUCGCACCCACAGUCUAUGCCUCCCAACGGUCCGCCCCUUCAAGCUCAAACUCCAGUCGGGCCUAACGGCGGCCACCCUAUGGGACACUCUCCACAAAUCAAGACAGAACCAGGUGUUAAUGGCCAUCCUGCGUUACCCCCCAUGAGUCAUAUGAUGGCCGUCCCGCCGAAUGCGCAGUCAGCGCGCGAACGCGCAACCAACCUGAUUCAGCAGAGGUAUGGCGCAGCGGCCGCCAGCUCAGUUAGCCAGAUGCAAGCACAAUCACAAUCACCUAUGGGAUUACCGCGCCCUUCUAGCAUGCAGCAUAUGCAACAGAUGCAACAAAUGCAGCAGAUGCAACAGAUGCCGAAUGGUCAAAAUCCUCAAAUCAAGCAAGAGACAGGCUACCACCCUGUAUCACACCCGUCUGUAAGCAAUGCCCAAACCGACGGUACCGCUAGCGAUGCAUUAUCAGAAUGGAAGGCAGAAGUCACGCGGAGACGUGAGGCUGCUCAGGACGGAGAGGGCGACAGAGCGCUUCGAAACCACCUCAAGCAACAAAUGCUCCGGCUUGAAGGAGGCGGUCUGAUGGUUCCUCUGGAUGAGCGCGAAUCCCAGCCGAAGGCUCCGCGUUUCGCCUCUGCUGAUUCGUCUGGGUCCAAAGCUCAGUUUGACGGCCCAGGGGGCGAUGACACAAAGGAAGAAGACGAUGAGGACGCUAUUAAUUCUGACCUUGAUGACCCUGACGACCUGGUUGCUCAAGAUGACGAGGAUGAUGACGCCGUCGGACAAGUCAUGCUUUGCACAUACGACAAGGUCCAACGAGUCAAGAACAAGUGGAAAUGCACUUUGAAGGAUGGAAUUCUGACCACAGGAGGUAAAGAAUACGUCUUCCACAAAGGUCAGGGCGAGUUUGAAUGGUAG